UAUGAUAUCUCGAUUGUCUCUCACGGCAUUUGAUUCAAUAAUAGGUCUGUUCAACCAAUUAAACACUGACACGUACUUGUUCCUUCGCAUCGUUUGGGCAGAUAUUCAGACAUUAAACGCAACGUGUCAAUCGCUGUGGUCUCAACUAUGGACGCCGUUUUAUAUCUCAACUAUGGACGCCGUUUUAUAUAAUCUCAUUUACUCUUCUUCUUCUUGAGACGAGGUGUUACCAAACACUCCCCCUGUACCACAACGAAAACCAUCAAUGAGUGCAAACCAGAGAUUAAGACCGAACUCCCUGAGUCAGGGUUCGGACUCAUCGAGUGACUCGGGGAUACUCAACGAGCGAAUACUCGUGCUAGUUUUCGAGUCGAUUAACUGGGAUAUUCAAACGAUCUGCUCAGCCGCGUCGGUGAAUCGGAAACUCAGAGCAUUGGCGGAGCGAUAUCUUUGGCGGGAGCUGUGUGUGUAUCGCGCUCCGCGUAUGGUAGCGACAUUGACGAACGGUGCGCCGGCUACGCGCAUGGGCGGUGGUUGGCACACACUUGCGAAGCUCAUGUUCUUCUGCUGCGGGUGCGAGUCGACUCGGCAAUUCCGAGUGAGCGAAUCGUCGCCGGGUCACUUCGUGAAGUCAUCCCGGUUCUCGAAGACUUCGGGACGGAGCUUCUUGGUGAAGGAGUGCCGGAGCGAUUUGCUGUUCGUGAGCGACCCGUGCGAGCAUCCGAUGGGGGAGAAGAAAGACGAUUUGGGGAUCUACAGAGGGGUAUUUCAGGGAUUCUUGAGAUCGAAGACGAGAGCGUGCCUGCUCAGACGACAAGUGGAGCUCGAUGAGAGGGUCCGGUGUCCGUACUGCGGGUCCCGCGUGUGGAGCAUGAAGACGGCUCGGCUCAUUCCGAAGAGCGCGUCUCGGCGGCUCGGCUCGCACGAUGGAGAGUUGGAGUAUUUCGUCUGCAUUAAUGGUCACCUCCAUGGAGCUUGCUGGCUGGUGCCGUUAUCUGAUGACGACGACAACAGCGAGGAUGAUAAGGAAGGAAACGACAAUGAAGACGACGAAGACGACGAUUGUGGAGUUGAAGGAGAAGAUGAGGCGGCGCAGGGAGUUGGUCGUUGCGACGAUGAUCGGACGGUGGAAUAUGGGAAAGUGGCUUCCACGCGAGGCCCGGAUGAAGGUGGUCGGGAUGAGUGGGGUCCACUGAAUGACUUGGCUUGCGAACCCGGUAUUGGUUAUCCUCGCACAGCUUCUUUCCUCCCGUUGACUGGUUGACCAUGACGGUUGAUGUAUAUUUCUUUUACUGAAGGCAAGGCAUGAAUGAAGGAGAGGGAGAAGAUCAUGAUGUGGCAUUUGAACACAACGAUUUUGGGUUGACGUUAGAAACUCAAAUCAUGUGUUGUGUAAUUUUUGUUUACGUGAGUUGGCACAUAUGACAGGAUGCUCUGUAGUAGUAUAACCUUUUUUUAGUAAUUGAUCUCUCUUCAAUUUUUACUCUCUUGAGUUUUGACUGCGUUCCUGGAUUUUUACCAUUGCUAUACAAAUUAUUAUUUUUUAGGUC
Messenger RNA from Humulus lupulus (European hop), 1550 nucleotides. Its product is annotated as EID1-like F-box protein 3. The record is from RefSeq and is a predicted model, not a curated record. Lineage: Eukaryota; Viridiplantae; Streptophyta; Magnoliopsida; Rosales; Cannabaceae. Bases 266 to 1264 code for a protein of 332 amino acids. The transcript has a single exon.